AUGUCGAGCAAAGGUAUCGUUCUUGUCACCGGUAUUAAUGGCUAUAUUGCCGGUCGAACCGUCGAGGCUCUGCUCAAAGCGGGGUACCACAUUCGUGGCACGGUUCGAUCGACAGCUUCAGCCCAAGCGACUGUCAAAGCAUUGGCCGAGUAUGAGCAAAGAGUGGAGAUUGUUGAGGUCGCAGACACAUCCGUUCCCGGCGCUUUUGACGAGGUCGCCGAAGGUGUUGAGGGCAUUGCCCAUCUGGCCCAGCCUGUCACCGACAACUUUGGAAGCGAUCCGCAACGUGUUAUUAGCCAGAUCAGAGACGCCACGACGGGGCUUCUGGAGUCGGCUGCCAAGGUUGGGUCCGUCAAGACUGUAGUCCUGAUGUCUUCGGCCGUCGCUGUGUUCUACCCAAAAGAUCAUCCGUACGUCUACACCGAAAAGGACUGGAGUGACUCUUGGGUGGAGAUCGUGAAACAGAUGGGCUCCGAGUCGCCUCCGGGGCUACCAUAUUUGGCAAGCAAGGUAGUGAGCGAGAGGGCCUUUUGGAAGUUCCGGGAUGAGAAGAAGCCAUCGUUUACCAUGACUGCCAUCAACCCUUUUUUCGUAAGCGGCCCGCCCCUCACCACGCCGAAGUCCCCGAGCAACAUCUCAAGCUCGUGCAUGUUCAUCUGGAGAUACUUGAACGGUGAAGAACUUGUGGGACCCAUGACUGAUUGGGACUACUGGGUUGAUGUCCGCGACGUGGCGAAGCUGGUUACCUGGGCCUUCGGCCAUGGUGGCGAGGCGGACGGCGAGAGAUACAUCUCAAAGACGGCAUGGGCACCACCUCAAGCGACGGCCGACAUCCUCAGGCCAACGUACCCUACUCUUUCCAUUAAGCAGGGUCGUCCCGGCGAGGGUUAUUUGCCAGACUGGAAGACGCCGCGGGAGACGGACGUUGAUGGAUCCAAGGCGCUGAGAGCAGUUGGUGGGGAUUACGUUCCAUAUGACCAGUCCGUGUUGGAUACGGCAAAAGCAUUUGAGCCGUUAAUGAGAAACUUUUGA
Molecule: messenger RNA, 1032 nt
Organism: Colletotrichum gloeosporioides
Lineage: Eukaryota; Fungi; Ascomycota; Sordariomycetes; Glomerellales; Glomerellaceae
Exons: 2
Coding region: 1-1032 (343 amino acids)
Molecular function (GO): oxidoreductase activity, acting on the CH-OH group of donors, NAD or NADP as acceptor
Source: RefSeq, a predicted model, not a curated record